Molecule: messenger RNA, 492 nt
Organism: Menidia menidia (Atlantic silverside)
Lineage: Eukaryota; Metazoa; Chordata; Actinopteri; Atheriniformes; Atherinopsidae
Source: the annotation of a GenBank genome assembly
AUGGGGCAAGAGGAGAGCCACAACGAGGAGAUCGAGCUGGCCCAGAUUCAGGAGCUGUGCAUCAUCUUCUUGAAGGAGUGUCCCAGCGGCGCGCUGCACCUGCACGAGUUCAAGAGGAUCUUCGGGGUGCAGAGCACCUCGCCGGAGGAGUCCCUCUUCCUGGAGACCAUCUUCCGCUCCUUCGACUCCAAUCAGGACAACACCCUUGAUUUUCUGGAGUACGUGGCCGCGCUCAACCUGAUCCUGCGGGGAAACAUGGAGGACCGGCUCAAGUGGUCCUUCAAGAUGUACGACAAGGAUGGGAACGGAAAGCUGGACCGACGGGAGGUGAAGCGGAUCAUAAGGAUUCUUUAUAAAAUCAAGCUGCAGACCAGUGACAUAGAAAUGACUCCGUCUCAGAUCUGCGACCGGCUCUUCGAGGUGGUGGACCAGAAUCACGACGGCCACCACAGCGGUGUUUACACCCCAGAGGAGGAGAUCCUCCUGACCUGA